CCUCCCCUCCCUCCUCCCGCAGCAACAGCACCGCUGCAGAGGCGCCCUGAUCCCACGUCAACGCACGCUGUUGUCCCCUCUGCAAUUCCUCCGCCGCCUGUCGUUGCCGCCGCGCGCACCGCCCCGUCUCGCGCGCCCUCACGCCCCUCGCCGCCGACGCCUGGGCCCCUCGACAACGUGCGCGCUCCGGGAUCGCAGCACACACGCCUAGCAUUGGCAGACCGCCGCCAUGAGUGGACUAACUCCCGGCGACGGCCCGCCUUCGCUGGGAGGCCACGACGCCCCGCAGCAGCAACCCCAGCAGCAGCAAUACCAGGCCUAUGACCCGCGCAUGAACGGCCUCCAGCGGCAGCCCACGAACCCCUACGACAUGCAGAGUCCGCCGCCGCAGUCGCUGUCUCCCCACAAGGGCAACGGCCCGCCCUCCCGCUCCCUUACCGACCCGACAAACCAAGACCCACAACAGCAGGACCCAGCACGAGAGAAGCCUCGAGGUCGAAGCAAGAUCUGUGGCAAGUGUGGUGAGGGCUUGACGGGGCAAUUCGUUCGCGCAUUGGGCGACACAUACCACCUGGAAUGCUUUACAUGUCACGAUUGCGGUAAAAUCGUCGCCUCCAAGUUCUUCCCCGUGCCCGACAAGCCCCCAGGUCAAUAUCCGCUCUGCGAGACCGAUUACUUCAAGCGGCUCGACCUGCUGUGCUUUGACUGUGGACAAGCUUUGCGGGGCUCGUACAUCACGGCGUUAGACCGGAAAUACCACAUCGAGCAUUUCACCUGUUCCGUCUGUCCUACCGUCUUCGGUGCGUCAGACAGCUACUACGAGCACGAGGGCAGCGUGUACUGCCACUACCACUAUUCAACCAAAUUUGCUCAGCGAUGCAACGGCUGCCAAACGUCGAUCCUAAAGCAGUUUGUCGAGAUCUUCCGUAAUGGGCAGAACCAGCACUGGCAUCCGGAAUGCUACAUGAUCCACAAGUACUGGAACGUGCGCUUGCACUCAACCGGUCAGCCCAUAGCCCAGGCCCCGCAGGACGUGGGUUCCGACGCAUCGGACGAGGUGCGUGAUAGAGUGCGCAAACAAGAAGAAGAGAUAGAAGCCAAAGUCAACUGGAUCUGGAAGACUCUGUCCGCGUUCGAGGAGAAGUCGGCCACUUGCAUCUCCGACAUGCUCCUCCACGUCAGCAAUGGCGCGUAUGUUGACGGUGUCAUGGCUGCGAAGAAAUUCAUCGUCCAUGUCGAACUCCUGUUCCAUGCCGCGGACGACCUUGACGCACAGCUUACCACAAAUACACCAAAAGGCCUGACGUACUCGCGCGAGUCAAAACUGCUAUGCAAAAAGGUCGUGGCCUUCUUCGCGCUUCUGACGCAAUCGCAAGGUACCGGUGUGCGUAGACUCGGCGUUACGCAAGAGCUCUUAUCCCUUGUCACUGGAUUAGCCCACUAUCUGAAGCUGUUAAUCCGCAUCUGCCUACAGGGUGCUUUGAAGCUCGAGCGAGAGACACGGAGUGCGAGUGGUCUGACAAAUUUCCUUGCGCAAGUAAAUUCACUCGACCAGAGGUUGGAGCAAGAGGCGCAGAAAGAUCAGGCCGCCGAGUCCCUGUUGCUUGUUCCGCGAUGGGCGGACGCCUGCCCGAUAUGCGAUGCUCAGGUUGAGGACAAGUGCUUGCACCUCGACAACAUGUCGUUCAACUACGGGUGCAUGGUUUGCAGGGGCUGUGGAGCCGACCUACGCAGUGACACCAAGAAUGCUUACUGGAGUAAGUCAAAACAGAGGAUCUUCUGCCCGGCGUGCGCUGCAGCACAGCCUGAUGCAGAGAACGGAUUCCAGCAAGUAACCAAACUGCGGCAAUAUGUACACCUACUCAAGGUUGCCCACGCUCGCCUAAUGGCAACAUUGCGGUCCAGUGGAGCUCUGCCACACACUUCUGGUUACGACUCUUCACAAGGCCACCGUCUGGGCGAUGCCAGUGGAGAUCUUCAAGCAACUCAACUACGACAGGACGCCCGCUCCAAAUCUUUUGGUGGCCAUUCGUCGGCUGACGCUCAGGCUGCUAACGCGAAUUACGAACAGUCCAUGACCGAUAUCAAACGACUUCGAUCUACGAGGCUUGAUAAGCACCUCUCGCAGACUAUGAAGCGCGCCCGCCAAUCCAGGAUUAUCGAUGGCCCAGAGGCCUCGGGAACAGGUGGCGAUAGCCAAGGCAAAGGUGGGAUGCAAAUCGUGCAAGAACGCGAGACCGGCGAUGUGGACGGCACUACUCUUGCUGUCAACUCGCUUGCCUUGGACGACAUUGCGCGCAUGGCAGCAUUAGAGCAGCAGCGUGAGCAGCGUCCUAAUGCAUUCCGUGCGGGUGGCAGUGCGUUGCUUGGUCAACAAGAUCAGGCCAGGCUCUUAAACGGACAUCGCCGUGAUAUGUCUUCAGGUCAACUUCAACCGGAGGGACGACCACGAACUUAUUUUUCUGAGCUUUCACCCCUUGAGUACUUCAAACUCAAGAGCCUCGCGGUGCUCCAACUGGGCCUCUUGCUUGAUGACAAUCAGUACAACCAAGGCGACCUUUUGGAUCUCAUCGAGACGAAGCGAACCAACUUCUGGGGCAAGAUUGGGUUUGGAAAGAACAAGAAUAAGCCUAAGAAGGGACCGACAAGCGUUGAGAAGCCUGUUUCCGAGAAAGCGACGUUCAGGCAGUCUCUUGAAUGGCUCGUGGAGAGGUUUGGCGCCGAGUCAACGGACGGUGUUGGACCGGGCACGCUCCGAGUACCCGCCCUACUGCAAGACGCUGUCAGCGCCAUGAGAAACAUGGACAUGUCAAUAGAAGGUGUCUUCCGUAAGAAUGGUAACCUAAAGGCCCUGCGAGAGCUCGAGGAAGAGAUCGAUGCGAAGGGUGUGGAGCAGGUGGACCUGAACACAAAGAAUCCCGUCAUUCUGGCGAAUCUUCUCAAGCGUUUCCUUCGGUUAAUGCCGGAUCCUGUUUUAACACUCAAGCUAUACCGCUUGUUCAUGACAGCAAAUGGUGCGUACACUGUCACAGUUCCACAACGUAUGCUAACCUGUACAGAAAUGGCCGACGAGGUACAGCGAAUGAAGGUGUUGCAUCUUGUCUGUUGUCUGUUACCUAAGGCGCAUCGCGACACCAUGGAGGUGUUGUUCUGUUUCCUCAAUUGGGUCUCUUCGUUCCACACUGUAGAUGAGGAAACCGGUAACAAGAUGGACACAUGGAACAUUGCCACAGUCAUGGCCCCGAACAUCUUGCGAGAGAACAACGAAAAGGAAAUGAAGAGCGUAGACCAAGGCGCUGUGCGAGUCGUUUUCGAUUUGAUCGAGAACAAUGAUGAGUUCUGCGAGGUGCCCGAAGAAAUUGUGGAUCUUCUCUACGAUGACAGCUCCUCCGAACUGACUCCUAAGGACAUCAUGAGACAGUGGGAACAACGCGGCAGAAACCCGGCGGGACCAGGAUCGGCAGCCCCAGCAAUGUCCCCGCGCAAUCAGUCUGGUGCCUCGUCGAGGAAAGACCAGCGUAACGCUCCACACAUUACACAAGCGGAUCACAACCCUCAAGCAUUCGCAGGUGAAUCUUCUGUACGCCAUAUUCCCGGCGCUGGUGGACCAAACAACCACAGUACCCCACCACAGCAAUACGAUCUAGGCGCUCCCAAUCUCCCAUACAGUCAACCCGCGCCCGGGUCAGCUGAGAGUCACCGAACAGGGUCGCCGCAUCGUCACAGUUACCGGUCACCGGCAAUGCAGAAGCAAUCACUCGGCACAGCCGGCGCCGGGUGAUGAACAUACGGCAUUAAUCAAUAAUAGGAGUACGGAGGUGCUGGUCUCGAUUCAUUUUAUUUCGUCUAUUUCGCAAAACGAUACCAAGCGAGGGCAGAUAUCUCUGAGCGGAAAAUUGGUCUUCAUGUCACUUUCUCGGGCACACCGCACACAU
This is a messenger RNA of Paraphaeosphaeria sporulosa, 3935 nucleotides long. Its product is annotated as Rho-GTPase-activating protein LRG1. Gene Ontology annotation, biological process: signal transduction; actin cytoskeleton organization. Gene Ontology annotation, cellular component: cytoplasm. NCBI's taxonomy places the organism in Eukaryota, Fungi, Ascomycota, Dothideomycetes, Pleosporales, Didymosphaeriaceae. The coding region runs from base 230 to 3781 and encodes 1183 amino acids. The transcript has 4 exons. The record is from RefSeq and is a predicted model, not a curated record.